Blepharisma stoltei is the source of this 1011-nucleotide messenger RNA. Lineage: Eukaryota; Ciliophora; Heterotrichea; Heterotrichida; Blepharismidae. The record is from the annotation of a GenBank genome assembly.
AUGCAAAGGAAUGUAGAAGAAAGGCAGUGUAUCAAUUCAGAUGAAGAGCCUUAUGCAAGCAGCCAAAUAGCACAAAUGAUUUAUAUGAGCAGAAAAAUCACAGAUUUAUUCUCUGGACUAAUGAUGGGAUAUCUGGAGUACAUGAUGUUUUAUUAUUAUCAGAGAUCUCUUGAUCGAAGACUUUCAGAGAUUUCAAGAAACUGAAGUAAUGAUUAUUUCGAAAAAUUAUCGAAAGUGAUUCGGGAUAGAGACUGCAAUGAGUUUGAUAAUAUGACUAAAGAUCAUGAGUUUGCUAGAUUGAUUAAUCAAAAUUGAAAUCGAGGAUCUCAGGCUAAUAAAAAAAUAAGUAGUUUGCUUCUGGAAUUUGCAAAUGAAAUUGAUGUUUCGCUUAUUCUAUAUAAUUUUGAAGGAAGGAUCUCAAUUUAUGGAAACUCUGACUUUUACUUUUAUUUUGCUUUUAAUGAAACUAAGUAUGAAAUCCUUUAUCCUUAUCACGAUAGGAUUGAGUCGCUUGCAGCCAUGAUACAAAACUGCAGAAUUGCAGAUUCUUUUCAUUUAACUCGAAAGCAGAAGUUUUCUUGUGGAUGCUUUACUUCAGAAAUGGGAGAACGUGUAUGCACUCAACAGCUAUCUGAAUUUGAAUUAUCACAAGCUCCAAAAUUCUAUGAAAUAAAACAAUGUAAUUGCUCAAAUCCAAAUCAAGUAUUUAAAUUAUGAUGCGAGUGCAGCAAAUGCGAAUUUUGUGCAGUAAAGCUAAUUAUAAGGGGUGGAUGUGCAGCUCAUCCCAAAAAAAAAAUGAAAGAGGCACAAAUAAAAUCAAUUAUUCAUUAUUUGAAUGAAAAUUUUUCUUAUGAUAGAUCUAGGACAUGCAAAUGCGAAAGGAAUAACCCAAUCGCGAGGAUAUUAAGUUAUCUCCCUCAGCAUCAUAAUUGCUAUUUUUGUGCAAACUGCUUGGAAAAAACAUGACUAAAAAAAUGCUUUCAAUGUAAAAAAACUUUAAUCGCUAUUUAA